Molecule: messenger RNA, 2693 nt
Organism: Chelonia mydas (Green sea turtle)
Lineage: Eukaryota; Metazoa; Chordata; Testudines; Cheloniidae
Product: histone H2A.J
Exons: 1
Coding region: 676-1293 (205 amino acids)
Cellular component (GO): nucleosome
Molecular function (GO): protein heterodimerization activity; structural constituent of chromatin; DNA binding
Source: RefSeq, a predicted model, not a curated record
UCGGAGGAGUAGGGGGAAGUUUUGUACAAAACUACGUCUCGGGGAUUUUCUAUUUGACUUUCCAACAGAUGCACCAGUCAUUUGAAGACCUUCAUUCUCGUAAAUCUGACAACAAUUUGUAAAAGAAAGUUGUGUGGGGGACUUGAGAUGCGUAUACAAAUACUGACUGUUCCUGUUAAAAGUCCCGCUGUGGAGAAUGAUCAAUUAUGCAUUACAUCUCAAUUCCCCCAUUCAUCUGCGGACUUAUUUCUCACCCACUGGAUAUUUACAGAUAUGCUCUUGUGUGUCUUUCUGUAAACUGAGCGCACUGCUGUUAUGGAAUACUCACUUUAGCCAGUCUUUCUGACUACAUCUAUCCUUACUGUUAAAUCAAUAGUUGGUCCAUUUAUCAGUGUCCUGAUUUAAUAAUCUCCGCAAGAUAGUCUCGAAGGUAGAGGGCUAGGGUUUUGUUUAAAUUAAUUUAAUUGAUAAAUUCACCUCAAAGAAACUAAAUUAGAAGUAAAAGCACCUUCAAUGAGUGGUCCACGUCACUGAGCACCAAUGUACAAGACCCGUUGCAGACAUUUCUAAUCUGUAAAUACACAAAGAAAACUCCCUUGAUAUUCAGUCAGCAAUAACAGAUGGAAAAAUGGUGCCGAGCCCCCCCCCCCCCCUCUUUUUUUUUUUUUUAAUUCGAUGAGAUGCAAAAGCCACCCCAUUCCCGACAGGCAUAUUCUGCUUCACCAAUGGUCACAGUUAGAUCCGCUUCCCCAUUGGCUGUUCAGACAAGGCAAGUCUCCAGCCUAUCACAAAUCGUUUGACUCUGAAAACGGAAGAAAUAUAAGGCCGGCUGCUGGCUGUCCCUUGGUUUACUUUGCAUUUCUUUUCCUGAGUGAAGGGUGUUGUGUAGAACGUGAAUCGCAAAUGUCGGGGCGAGGAAAGCAGGGAGGUAAGGUGCGGGCUAAGGCAAAGUCCCGCUCCUCGCGGGCUGGGCUACAGUUCCCGGUGGGUCGAGUGCACCGCUUACUGCGCAAAGGUAAUUAUGCUGAGCGGGUGGGCGCUGGCGCCCCGGUCUAUAUGGCCGCGGUGCUGGAGUAUCUGACCGCUGAAAUUUUGGAGCUGGCUGGCAACGCUGCUCGGGACAACAAGAAAACCAGGAUCAUCCCCCGUCACCUGCAGCUCGCCAUCCGAAACGACGAGGAGCUCAACAAGCUGUUGGGGAAAGUCACGAUCGCUCAAGGGGGUGUCCUGCCCAAUAUCCAGGCCGUGCUGCUGCCCAAGAAAACCGAGAGCCACAAGGCAAAGAGCAAGUAAAGCUGACUGAGAAAUAAACACUUCGACUUCAAAACUAACCUAAAGGCUCUUUUCAGAGCCACCCACAAAGUCAGAAAAGGGUUUGAUUAUCUCCAAAAGGUGAAAUCCUCCUCUUACAAAAAUCAGCGUAACAAAAAUCAAACAAACAAAACAAUUAACUGACAUCAGCGGGGACAGGAUUUUGCCCUCAUUUUUUCUAAGAGGACCUAGCGGUGGGUUAAAUUGGGAUGUGUAAAUUUACGUCCCGUUCACACACGCACUUAAACGUACCGGAGGGGGAGAGAAUAACUUUGGCUGAAGAUGAUGUGGGAAAUUUGAGAUUUAAUACGAUCAUUAACGAUCAUUUUUCCACGGCACAACUUGCCACAGGAAGUCAGUAUUUAGAGCUCUCAAGCUCCCAUCCAACCUUCUCUUUUACAGGUUAUUGUCAGAUGUACGAGAAUAGAGGUCUCAUGCAUCUAGGUAACUCAUUGAAGAAGUAAAAAAAAGGAGGGUUGGUACUGGGCAACCCUUGCGCGGGCUUUUCAAACUCGGGAAAGAAUUUCAUUACUACUAUGCCUUUUGCAGUACAUACAGGAAGUAGUGUGACUUGGUUUGAAAGUCUGCAGACAAAUCGCUAGUCGCUCAGAAAACCAGACCCCUUUGCCAUUUCAAGGAAAGAGACUCAUUCAUCUAAACCGAUAGGCAGAUUUUAUUUACUUAAUGUUGAGAAGGGGCUUCUGAAUUGCUUAUAUGAAAACAGAGUGCAGUAUUUAGAAGACAAUGCUGUAGGUGCAGGUGUCAACUGAAAGGCUACACUGUACAAAUUAUUUAACAAUUUGCAGAUCUUUGAAAACUAUAGAUCAAAAUAAUCAGAAGGGGUUCUGCUAAGCUGUGGCAUGUAUUUCACUUUCUCAUUUCUUAUCCUUUACUGCCAUCUGAUGGACAUUCUUUUUUAAGUUGCUGAACUUGAAAAUGAUAUAAAAACCUGUUUUACUGUUCAAUAUUUACUAAUAACAGCCAAGAAAUAAAGACCACCAUACAACAAAACAGCAGGAAUAAUAAAUAUAUAUUUAAUCAUAAAUACUUAAAUGCCCUAUUGUUCACCUCUGUCAGUUUCACAAUAGGCUUAUUUUAAUUUCUAUUGGAAUACUACUUGAUUUUCCCCAUGGAGAAAGGACUGGAACUUUUCAGUAGAAACUCAGUUAUACAAAGUACAUUUGCUAUAUCUGAGGUCUAAUUAUUGGGAAACUUUUUAAUAAAUAUUUUCCAGUAUUAGUUGUUCAUAUAAUCCCCACCCCCCCUUUUACCUUGAGGUGAUCCCUAGGUAUCUUAGUCAGGUGCAGGCCCUAUAAUGCUAGGUUCUGAACAAACAGAUAGCAAGUGGCAGACCAGAUUUUAAACAUGUUUGAAAUAUAGUC